This is a messenger RNA of Trametes versicolor FP-101664 SS1, 937 nucleotides long. RefSeq lists its product as uncharacterized. The transcript has 5 exons. NCBI's taxonomy places the organism in Eukaryota, Fungi, Basidiomycota, Agaricomycetes, Polyporales, Polyporaceae. The coding region runs from base 1 to 846 and encodes 281 amino acids. The record is from RefSeq and is a predicted model, not a curated record.
AUGUUUGAACGUGUCUUCAAGAAGAAGGACUCGUCGGACGAGCCGCCUUGUAGCUAUUCCGAACUCGCCAGGAGGAACCGUGUUGCUAAAGCAGCCGAGCAGUCCAGCAGGCGGCCUAGGACCGCUCCAGGUGCCUCUGACUCAAACGCAAGCGAUCGACUUAUAGUCCACCGCCACAGUUUUGACGACGAGAGCAUGUCCCCUCACCAUACAAUCCCCGAGCCGUUGCGAUUCUCGAGUCCGGAAAUACUCGCGCCAUUCUCCUUCACCCCGCCUACGAUUCACCCACAAAGCCUUCAACCGGCCCAGCGCCCUCCUUCCGCUCCUCCACUCGACAAUCCCUGCCCUCGUAUGAUGCUUCAACGCCGCUCAUCAUCUGGCAUGGAGUUGCGCAACCCUUUCCGCAGCGACACGAACGAGUCGAUGGCUAGCAUGGGCCGCACUGAAUCAUUCGACUCCUUCGCGGACACCGGCGUGCCUGUCCACCGCACCGUACGGGCAUUCCGCCCCGCGCACAUCAUUGCAGAUGCGGGCCACGCGCCUCAGAAGGCCGCUAUCUUCACGACGACUGGCAGGGAGCCGCAGGUGUCGCCUUUGACUGUGAAUGCGACGUCGGAUCCCUUUGCGGACUCGCCUGCGGCAAGUCAAUCCACUCUGCCCGUCGUUAGCACUGCAGCGUCUCCAGUCCCCCGAGAAGAGACCACGUCACAGCGGCCUAUAUCACGCCGAUGGUCUCUCCUCAGGUCACCAAAACGCGCGUCCCAGGACUUCUUACAAGUCAAGAUCCCCACAGGGCUCAUGAGUCCUGUGCGCGAGUCUCGACUAGCGUUCUGGUCGAAGGCCUGAUCUUGUCGGACUUCGCUUUCGUGCAACGGACAAUAUUUACCGACAUCGAAUGGACGUUGUAUGUACAUCAUAGAAAUUGUACCGAUAUUCU